Molecule: messenger RNA, 2250 nt
Organism: Psammomys obesus (fat sand rat)
Lineage: Eukaryota; Metazoa; Chordata; Mammalia; Rodentia; Muridae
Gene: Suclg2
Product: succinate-CoA ligase GDP-forming subunit beta
Exons: 11
Coding region: 35-1339 (434 amino acids)
Biological process (GO): tricarboxylic acid cycle; succinyl-CoA metabolic process
Cellular component (GO): succinate-CoA ligase complex; mitochondrion
Molecular function (GO): metal ion binding; succinate-CoA ligase (GDP-forming) activity; ATP binding
Source: RefSeq, a predicted model, not a curated record
CCUUCUCCGCCUCGCUUGAAGGUUCCUGGUUAAGAUGGCGUCCCCGGUGGCCAUCGCGGCGCAGGUCGGGAAGCUUCUGCGAGGGCGAGCGCUGCGGCCGCCGCUCCUGGCGGUCAGGUCCCAGGCUGGUCACUUAACCCCCAGAAGAUGGCUGAACCUGCAGGAAUACCAGAGCAAGAAGCUCAUGUCAGAGCACGGGGUGAGAGUUCAGAGGUUCUUUGUCGCCAACACCGCGAAGGAGGCUCUGGAGGCAGCGAAGAGACUGAAUGCAAAGGAAAUUGUUUUAAAAGCCCAGAUCUUAGCUGGAGGACGAGGAAAAGGUGUCUUCAAUAGUGGUUUGAAAGGAGGUGUUCAUUUAACAAAAGACCCGAAAGUGGUGGGACAGCUGGCUCAACAGAUGAUUGGAUAUAAUCUAACAACGAAGCAAACUCCGAAAGAAGGUGUGAAGGUUAACAAGGUGAUGGUUGCUGAAGCCCUGGAUAUUUCUAGAGAAACUUACUUGGCCAUUUUGAUGGACCGGUCCUACAAUGGUCCCGUGAUAGUGGGCAGUCCCCAGGGAGGCGUUGAUAUCGAAGAAGUGGCGGCUUCUAACCCAGAACUCAUCUUUAAGGAGCAGAUUGACAUCUUUGAAGGCAUAAAGGAUAGCCAGGCCCAGCGCAUGGCGGAAAACCUGGGCUUCCGUGGGCCUUUGAAAAACCAGGCUGCAGAUCAGAUUAAAAAGCUGUACCAUCUCUUCCUGAAGAUUGAUGCCACUCAGGUGGAAGUGAAUCCCUUCGGUGAAACUCCGGAAGGACAAGUUGUCUGUUUUGAUGCCAAGAUAAACUUUGAUGACAAUGCUGAAUUCCGACAAAAAGACAUAUUUGCUAUGGACGACAAAUCAGAGAAUGAACCCAUUGAAAACGAAGCUGCCAGAUACGACCUCAAGUAUAUUGGGCUAGAUGGGAACAUCGCCUGCUUUGUGAAUGGUGCUGGAUUGGCCAUGGCUACUUGUGACAUCAUUUUCCUGAAUGGAGGGAAGCCAGCUAACUUCUUGGACCUUGGAGGUGGAGUAAAGGAAUCCCAAGUCUAUCAAGCAUUCAAGCUGCUCACAACUGAUCCAAAGGUGGAAGCCAUUCUUGUCAACAUCUUUGGUGGGAUCGUCAACUGUGCCAUCAUUGCCAAUGGGAUCACCAAAGCCUGCCGGGAGCUAGAGCUCAAGGUGCCACUGGUGGUCCGGCUUGAGGGAACUAAUGUCCAGGAGGCGCAGAGGAUCCUGAAAAGCAGCGGGCUCCCUAUCACGCCAGCUGUGGACCUGGAGGAUGCUGCCAAGAAAGCUGUUGCCAGUGUGGCAAAGAAGUGAUGCCUUUCCCCCUGGCUCCCGUGAAGAACUGUGAUUCUCUCAUCACUGUGAAAGCAAUUGUUAUCUCACUGGGAAGGGGGCACAUACAAGGACCGUUAUCUGAAAAGCUCUUAAGUCUGAACUUUCUCAAAUUCACUAUCCAGAGUGCCUAAAGCUGAUUUUACACUGUGGUCAUUGUUUAAAAAAAAAAAAAAAAUCAUACUUUGCAAUUUCACAUCUUCUCUUGCCCAGUCAGUAGCAGCGUCUGCCAGCUCUGGGCCACAAUGGUUGUGGCCAAAUAAUGUGCAUAAGUAUGAUAUUUGAAGCCAGAUCUAGGUUCAUUAGUGGACAUUUAAUCUACAAUAGAAAAAUUGCAGGUCUCACAAAUUCAGAGAGGAUUUUAUUUAACGUAGUGACUUCCAGGAGGACACAGCUAAGACACUUUGGCUUCUGUGAGCAGCCAUCUCCACUGGCUUCUAACUCUAACACACUUAGAAAGCACAUAAGCGCUGUAAGGGCGUCCUCGUUAAUAAGCGCACAUCGCACACAUCUAACCCCGUGCCUUAAUGUUGAAUGUACUGUCUGCCUCACACCAAAUUGCAGCCAGAAGCCUUAGUCACUGGUUUAAAGUGCAGGGUUUCAUUUCACAUCAGAGUUGCUGAAUGCAGAUUUUUUAUGAAACUCUGUAUUUCUUUAAGAGGCUACGCUGAGGAUCCAGCCGGGUUGGUGGUCGGGCUUCUCCCUCUCGUCCCUCCACCUCACCUCUGCCAGUUUGUCAUGGAAAGAUGGGAAAUGUCGUGGGAGAGAAUGUGGCCUUUCUAAUAAUGUCUUCUUCAUGAUGGGAAUUUUCUUAAUUUGAUUUUUUUGUCAUUUAAUUUUGAUGAAUUCGUGUUGAUAAACAUUUUAAAUAAAACUUUUUUAGUGCUGUGUUA